CUAUUACUUAACACUUACUGUUCCCUCUUUCGCUGUCUUAUAAACUCUCUCUCUCUCCUCUGUCUCCUCUCUUUGUCUAAGCAAGCAAAGAACCAAUCUUUAGAUGAUUUUGGUAACUCUUCUUUAGCUCCACCGCAAGCUCCAACGAUCUCUUAUGUUCCUGUGAAAGCUUUGCUUCAUUAGUUAAAUGGAUCCUGUACCUGUUCGAUGUCUACUUAACUCCAUAUCUCGUUAUCUUCAUCUGGUUGCAUGCCAGACCAUAAGAUACAGUCCCAUCCAAACAUGUAUUGGAAACGUGGUUCACUUGUUGAAGCUCUUGAAACCGUUUCUAGAUGAAGUUGUUGAUUGCAAAACAACUCUAGAUGAUGACUGCUUAAACAGUGCGUGUGAGGACUUAGACUCUGUUGUUAACCAGGCUCGUGAGUUCUUAGAAGACUGGUCCCCAAAGUUGAGCAAGCUCUUUGGUGUGUUUCACUGUGAGCUUUUGUUGGAAAGGGUACAGACUUAUUCACUGGAGAUUAGUCGUAUACUUGUUCAGUUAUCUCAGUCAAGUCCCGUUACUACAAGCGUACAAGGUCUUGAGCGGUGUAUGCAGGAGAUUGAGUGUUUCAAGCAAGAGAGGACAUUAACAGAACACAUGAAGAAUGCUUUACAGAAUCAGACAGAUAAUAAUGAUGAUCUUGACUGCAUUAUUGAAAUGAUGGGAUUGGUAUCAAACAAGGAUCUCUUAAAGGAAAGCAUUGCUGUGGAGAAGGAGAGGAUAAGAUCACAGACCAGCAAAUCAUCAGAAAAAAUGGAACGGAUGGAUCAACUGAUAGAUCUUGUCUCUUGCAUCCGUGAACACAUGCUUAAGACAGAGUUUCUUGAAGUGGCCAAAGGUGUCUCAGUCCCUCCUUAUUUCCGGUGUCCUUUGUCUACAGAACUCAUGGUUGAUCCGGUGAUAGUAGCUUCAGGACAGACAUUUGACAAAACAUCUAUCAAGAAGUGGCUUGAUAACGGGUUAGCUGUUUGUCCCAGGACGAGGCAGGUCCUGUCUCAUCAAGAACUCAUUCCCAACCACACCGUUAAGGCUAUGAUUGCAAGUUGGUUGGAGGCAAACAGUAUCAGCCUGGCUGCUAACUCUGGUCAUCAUGGUGGUGAUGAUUCAUCCAUGGCUAAUAACAUGGGUUCUAAUGACUUUAACCGCACAGAGAGUUUUCGUUUCUCUUUAAGGAGCAGUAGUUUUACCUCAAGAUCAUCUCGCGAAACUGGAAAUGGGUUUGAGAAACUGAAGAUCAAUGUUCCUGCUAGUUUAUGCGGUGGUGAUUCACAUAGCAAGGACCGUGAGAUCUUUGAAGUGUCUUCUCAAGGACAGUCUUAUACUCAUAGCAGGAGUGAAUCAGUUUGUAGUGUUGUCUCUUCUGUUGAUUAUGUUCCUUCUCUGACAAGUGAGACACAGAGUUUACCAGUGAACCACCAAAGCUACAGUGAGAUGUCAAGCAACGUUAACAAUGAGUAUAGUGCAGCGAAUACUCAUGAGUGUUCACAUACCUUAAAACUGGUAGAAGAUCUUAAAAACGGAUCUAACCAAGAGAAGACUGCUGCUGCAGCUGAGAUACGUCAGCUCACCAUUAACAGCGAUGAGAAUCGUGUGCACAUUGGGCGUUGUGGUGCUAUCACUCCACUGCUUUCACUUCUAUACUCAGAAGAAAAGUUAACACAAGAACAUGCAGUCACAGCUCUCUUGAAUCUUUCUAUUAGUGAAGUAAACAAAGCCAUGAUUGGAGAAGCUGGAGCUAUAGAACCUCUUGUUCACGUUUUGAACACAGGAAACGACAAAGCUAAAGAGAACUCAGCAGCAACAUUGUUCAGUUUGUCUGCUCUGCAAGUCAACAGGGAGAGAAUAGGGCAGUGUAACGCAGCGAUACAUGCUCUGGUGAGUCUUCUUGGAAAGGGAACAUUGAGAGGAAAGAAAGAUGCUGCUUCUGCUCUGUUCAAUCUCUCUAUAACUCAUGAGAACAAGGCUCGUAUUGUGCAAGCUAAGGCGGUUAAGUAUCUUGUGGAGAUGUUAGAUCCAGGUUUGGAGAUGGUUGAUAAAGCAGUUGCGCUUCUUGCAAAUCUUUCUGGAGUUGGAGAAGGGCGUCAAGGGAUUGUGAGGGAAGGUGGGAUUCCGUUGCUUGUUGAGAUUGUUGAUUCAGGGUCUGGGAGAGGGAAAGAGAAUGCAGCUUCUGUGCUGCUUCAGUUGUGUCUGAAUAGUCCUGAGUUUUGCACUUUGGUUUUGCAAGAAGGGGCUAUACCUCCACUUGUUGCCUUGUCUCAGUCUGGUACACAGAGAGCAAAAGAGAAGGCACUGCAGCUUCUCAGCCACUUCCGGAACCAGCGAGAUGCAAGGAUGAAGAAAAGUAGAUCAUGAUCAUGAAGAAACGGAGCUGCAUUGUUCCAUUUUGAACAUUCACCUUUGGGAGAUUUAUUUUGUUUAAGCUAGUAGAAACUUUUUCUAUCUUUUUGCCAAGAAGAUAGCUGGAGAAUAGUGUCUUCUCUUAUCUCUCCUUGUAUUGAGUUUAUGUGUAUGUUGAUGCUGGUGUGUAGUAGUGACAUGUGUGUGCAACUUGUGAGAUUCGUGUAUAUAGCGAAUGAAGUAUUUACUACGGCUCCGAUUAGUGAUUGGG
This is a messenger RNA of Eruca vesicaria subsp. sativa (arugula), 2648 nucleotides long. The record is from the annotation of a GenBank genome assembly. Lineage: Eukaryota; Viridiplantae; Streptophyta; Magnoliopsida; Brassicales; Brassicaceae.